AUGACACGGCCCGCACACUAUCAAGAUGGGACGGAUUCUGAGAUUGAAAAACAAGAUGAUUCUGGACGACAAACAAUUACAACAAGUCCCCAACCAUCGUCAUCACCACCAGGACCACCUGGUGGGCCUGCGGGAAGCCAAUACCAGCCAGAAACACUCCAUUUCUGGCUAAUAAUGCUAUGCAACUUUCUGUCGCUGUUACUGGUAGCACUAGACCGAACAAUCAUCGCCACGGCCAUCCCUCGCAUCACCGAUGAAUUCCACAGCUUGGGCGAUAUUGGCUGGUAUGGGUCAGCCUAUAUGCUAGCCAGCGCAUCAUCACAGCUACUUUUUGGACGAAUUUACAAAUUUUACGAUAUGAAAUGGGUAUUCUUGUCUUCAAUUGUUGUCUUCGAAAUUGGAUCAGCAGUUUGUGGUGCUGCCCCUACUUCCAACGCUUUCAUUGCAGGACGUGCUAUUGCGGGAUUUGCUUCUGCGGGAAUCUUCUCUGGAUGCAUGUUGAUCAUCAUUCCGUUGGUACCUCUCCACAAGCGACCGAUGUAUCAAGGCUUGUUUGGGGCUGUGUUUGGAAUUGCUUCGGUCAUGGGUCCUUUGGUUGGUGGAGGUUUCACCAGUAGUGUCACUUGGAGAUGGUGUUUCUAUAUCAAUUUGCCGAUUGGGGCGGUUAGUUUGCUGGCUAUGACCUGCAUCUGGCAUCCACAGAAAGUUCAGCAUGAACCUGUUCCAGUUCUGGUGCAUAUCAAACGCCUGGACCCAUUGGGAAUGCUCUUCUUUAUACCGUCAAUGGUCUGUCUUCUUCUGGCUUUCCAAUGGGGUGGGUCAAAAUAUGCCUGGAACAGCGCUCGCAUCAUCGCGUUGUUUGUCGUAUUUGGGGUCUUGAUCCUCAUCUUCGCCGCAAUUCAGGUCUGGAAACCUGAAACAGCCACAAUCCCUGCAAGAGUUAUUACUCGUCGUAGUAUUCUCAGCGCAGCGGUAUUUAUAUUUUUCACAUCUAGCGCGAUGAUGAUGCUGAUUUACUACGUUCCAAUCUGGUUCCAAACCGUCAAACUAGUCAAUCCUGUCAAAUCCGGAAUAUAUACUCUGCCACUAGUUCUCAGUCUCGUCGUCGCGAGCUUUAUCGGCGGUCUAGCCACGCAGAGAAUCGGAUACUACGUUCCAGUCAUGUAUCUCAGUCCAAGCAUCAUGUCGAUAGGUUUAGGCCUAAUGACCACCUUCGAUCUCAAUACCAGUUCAUCUCAUUGGAUUGGGUAUCAAUUUAUAUCGGGUUUCGGCCUCGGUCUUGGGAUGCAACUUAGUGGACUGGUUGUGCAAAGAAUCCUUCCGCCACCAGAUAUACCAAUCGGCAUUGCGCUGAUGUUCUUCCUCCAGCAACUUGGUGGGAGUAUUUUCGCCACGGUUGGACAAACAAUUCUGAGUAAUAUACUCGUUUCGCAUCUGAGUGGGGUUCCGGGCCUGGACACAAGUUUGGUCGUGAAUGAAGGCGCGACUGAUUUGGUUUCUGUCGUGCCGUCGGAAGAUGUUGUAAUGGUUCAACGGGCAUAUAAUGAUGCCUGUAGGAGAAUAUUCUUUACCGCUCUGGGGUUGACAUUGGUUGCUCUGAUCAGCUCUGUUGGUAUGGAGUGGAAGAGUAUUAAAAAGGGCAAAAAUGGUCAAGAUGGUCCGGAGCAUGGCGGAACCAGCAAUGGUGUGGGUGAGACCGACGAAGCUGCGACUAGGGAAUCUAGCCAGACGCUUACUGAUAAUGCCGAGAGGAAACGUGAUCAGUAG
Messenger RNA from Penicillium pulvis, 1767 nucleotides. RefSeq names its product MDR family MFS transporter. The transcript has 3 exons. Gene Ontology annotation, biological process: transmembrane transport. The record is from RefSeq and is a predicted model, not a curated record. The coding region runs from base 1 to 1767 and encodes 588 amino acids. Gene Ontology annotation, molecular function: transmembrane transporter activity. Lineage: Eukaryota; Fungi; Ascomycota; Eurotiomycetes; Eurotiales; Aspergillaceae.